Molecule: messenger RNA, 1827 nt
Organism: Corticium candelabrum
Lineage: Eukaryota; Metazoa; Porifera; Homoscleromorpha; Homosclerophorida; Plakinidae
Product: KAT8 regulatory NSL complex subunit 2-like
Exons: 3
Coding region: 7-1401 (464 amino acids)
Cellular component (GO): NSL complex
Source: RefSeq, a predicted model, not a curated record
GCAAUCAUGGAAGAACGCAAAGCGACGCUUGAAGCUGGACUUCUUCAAUUGAAAGCAGCAGAAGUGGUCGACAGGCAGAGUCAGAGUCAGCUCGUGAGCGGAAGAAUGCAGAAGGAUGUAGACGUGUUGGGUAGUGGUGUAGGCGCGAGCAGCUUCGUUCGUCACGAUAUCGACUUGGACGGGCUGACGGUCGAUUGCCUGUACCGUGGAGACGCCGCUGAUAGUGAGCAGGAGACGUCUGAUGUAGACGAUGAGCCUCUGGAAAGGGCGGGUGUUUGGACUGAAGAAGAGGUGGCUGUUCUUACAAAACAGAAACUCGUUCAUCUUCAAGGUCUAUACAUCAACCAAUUCAAGCGUCUUCGUCAUGUGCUACAAGUGAGGUAUCGUCACUACUGCCGUGAGGUCGAACAAGCACGACGUGCAGCAACGUACAAUCUAGAGAAGACUUCAACGUCACAGUUUCUCAUUCCAAAGCAACAGUCUCAAGCAUACAGACGCUACAAGAGACGAUCGGGUGUAGAACGGUUGCUACAUCAACAGUCAAGAGAGAGACGAAGAGCAGCUGCUUAUGGAGAACAGACGACCAGCAAUGCCGCAGUUAGAAAGAGUCAAGCUGCAAAUAGUAGUCAACCGUGUGCAUUUAUCGAUCAAGAGAUUUCGUGUGUGGAUAUCAGCAUGCCUUUCUCGAAAUACUGUCACAAACACAUUUGUUCCGAUCCUGAUCAGCAACUCUACUCACGUUGCUCUUAUCAAUCCGCAUCUGGAUUACCUUGUGACACGCCUGUCUCUCGCUUUCAUAAAACUUCUCGCUGUCUACUUCACAUCGAACUUCCUGCGUUGCUAUCAAAUGAAAGUGCUGUCAAGGACAUUAUUCAGUUGGCAGAGCGUAUCAAUGAUAGUGAGAAGGUGCCUGAGACAUUGAGUCAGAAAACAGAGCAAUCGCCAUUGUCAUUUCGGAAGUAUCUCCAUCUUAACCUUGUAAGUGACAGAAUGACGCCGUCGCCGUUGGACAUAACCAGCAGUGAGAAAAGAGAUGGUGACACUCCUAUAGAAGAGUGUUUAAAGAGAGCAAGGCAGGUUUCUGUUGAUUCUGAGACAUCCGGGAAUUCACCUUCAUCUGGCAAUCUUUUUCUCGUGAAAUUGCAACCGAGGACAAUCGCUCAGUUGACUAAUGAACAGUUGCAGCGUGCAUCUGAGGAGCAGGGAGUCGUAAUCGGCAGUAGGGAGGGCAGCGUGUCACACGAUGAUGAGAAUGUGACCGACGAACAAACUCAAGCUUUAGGACAAACAGUGUCAUCAUCAAGUACGGAGUAUGCGAGUAGUUUAAUGACUUCUGUGGCUCCCACUGACACUAAGGAUUCAGAUCAUGAAUCGGAUCAUGCGCAACAAGCGGACAAGUAGACAUGCUGGUGAGUACGAGUAUGCAGCUGUUUGCAACUAACAAUGCAACAUAAGGAAAUUGCUACAAUACUACACACAAUUUGAAUUGAUAAGUGAGUGAUGUUGAGGCGUUUCUGAUGUUUUUGAAUGAGCAUUUGUCUUCUCACGAGAGAGGCCAAGGCUAGUGUAAAUUGGAGCUGUAGAUAAUGGCAAACUCUACUUGUAUGCUCAAAAGCAUUGUUGAUACUUGUAGGUGUAAUCAAAAAAUAUAUUUAUUUACCGACAACAUUAUCAUUGACAAAAACAGAAUUGGCAUCAGUUCCACUUAAAUUCAUACCAUGCACUGCAACAGCAGACCCAUUUCAAGUGUACGUAUUGCUGAAAUUGUUGAUUUUUGUCUUUGAAUUUUGAAUUGAUUUGCCAGGCCGUGCAAAUUGGCAUGCUUUU